Messenger RNA from Closterium sp. NIES-67, 1809 nucleotides. NCBI's taxonomy places the organism in Eukaryota, Viridiplantae, Streptophyta, Zygnematophyceae, Desmidiales, Closteriaceae. The record is from the annotation of a GenBank genome assembly.
CCCUUGAAUGUUUUGGAUCCAUUGGUGGUGGUGCUGACUCCGGCCUGGCCUAGCUUGCGCAGCGAUAUCAGGUUGGCCUUCAGCCCCGGUACGAGUAACACAUCCUUCAGCACAACCAGUCCACCAUCAGGUGCUCUGAAUGCAGCUCGACCAACUCCAGCGACCUUCACUGCAUGUCCGGAUGCUGAGCGCACUUCAGAGAUUGGAGGCGCUCGCACAGCAUCCAGCAAGUCCUUGCGUGGUGUCAUUGUCCAUGCAGCACCAGAGUCCAUGACCCACAUGUCAAGCGGGUGCAAUUCCUCUCCAGCCCUUGCAACAGCUGUGCCACUGUCAUCUUUGUCACACACAUGGUAGAACUGUCCAGCAUUCCUCUCCUCAUUUCGCAUUCCUCUGUCAUCCUUGGAGGUUUCUUCAGCAGGAUCAGCUACCAUGUUGGCACCUCCAUGUGGUUGUUUUCCUCCAUUCCCCUUCUCCGAUUGGUUCCAAGGGGUCCACCAGUCGGGCUUGGUAGGGCAGCGAAACCAUGGAUGCCCUUCUUCCUUGCAAUACCAGCACUCUCCCCUCAAGCGUGGUUCACUGUUGUCAUUGUUGGAGUGACCACCUCUUCCUCUUGCACCAGCGCCACCACGCCCCCGCUGGUUCCAAGUCCCGCGACCACCUUGGCUGUGGUAAGAGCGACCGCGAUUGCCACGCCCUCGAUCCCUCCAUGUCCCUUGCAUGGCAUAGCCGCUGGUGCUGUCAUCACCUCCGCGCAGUGUAUAGCGACGAAAAUCUUCUUCCAGAAUCUUGGUGCGAAUCCACUCCAAUGUCCAUUGACUUUGGUUUUGUGGCAAGCUGAGUCCGCUUAUAAAUUGCAGCCAAGACUCCGGCAGCAGGCUGAGCAUCUUGAGACACUUUGUCUGCUCUGGGUACGUGAUGCCUGCAAUCGCCAAUUUCGCGUAGAGUUCCCUCAUCUUGUCCAGUACGGGCUGCACAGCUUCAUUCUCGCUCAACCGCAGCAUGGACAGCUCCCGAUCCAGCAUGAGAGAAGCGGCAACCGAUGUCGGAGCGUGCAGGUCCUUGAGCACUGCCCAUGCCUUGGGCCCACAAUCAAUUUCCGGUAGCAGAUGCAUGAUGUGAUGCCUCUGGUUCAGCUCCAAGCUUUGUGACAGUAGAUAGUACCCAGCAGAUGAACGUUCAUCCCAGUCCGCUUGCUCUGCCAUUUCCUUUGGCCUUGGCUCCGUUCCAAUCAUGAGCUUCAAGAGGCCAAUUUGUCGAAAGUAGAGCUGCAUCUUCCAUGCCCAAUCAUCAUAGCCAUCUCCAGAGAACUUCUCAAUGGUGAAGUUCUUCAGCACCUCCUUAAGCAGUGACCCCUGGCUUGUACGCGCUCCCCUUUGCGCUGCAAUGCCAGAAUCUUGGGUUGAGCUGCCUCCUUGGACUGAAGUAUCACCUCCACCAGAGUCCUCUUUAUCUCCCAUCGUAUUUUAGGUCCCAAAUGCGUGAUAAUAGGCUCUGAUACCACUUGUUGGUUAGAGAAGGCUAUAAGCAGAUGAUUCAAUGGCUCCUUGGAAAUUUCUGCAGCACUUCGUUAUGACGCCCAGAAAACUCGCGACCUUCGAAUAGCUAUAUCAAAAACUCCAAUCGGUGAAACGAUCUGAAAAUCGGAUAUGUUGUAGCUGGCAGUGUCAGCUUUCCACUGAAAGUUGAAUCACUCGAUUCCGUAGCUAAACGAGUGAGCUAUGGCGUUUGGCGCACUGGGGGGUAAUCUGCCCUAGGAGAAGUUGACAGUCCUCAGAGUCACUAUGAUUGAAGCUUACAAGAUCAGAGGCA